Messenger RNA from Diachasmimorpha longicaudata, 4185 nucleotides. RefSeq names its product RNA-binding protein 5-like. Gene Ontology annotation, cellular component: nucleus. The record is from RefSeq and is a predicted model, not a curated record. Gene Ontology annotation, molecular function: RNA binding. Gene Ontology annotation, biological process: mRNA splicing, via spliceosome. The transcript has 7 exons. The coding region runs from base 378 to 3113 and encodes 911 amino acids. NCBI's taxonomy places the organism in Eukaryota, Metazoa, Arthropoda, Insecta, Hymenoptera, Braconidae.
GAUGUUGAGGUACCACGAUGUUGCUGGCGGUCAAUCAAACCCCCGGAACUGAGCCUCUACUUUAGUCCAUCCUCUUCGGGUUUUCCCAUCCAUUACUACGAGUUUUCUAAAAGCUUUUAAGCCGUUCAGGUAUACACCGCCAUAUUUCGCGUGGUCGAGAUAUAGUACACCAUUUUUGCGACACCAUUGUGCAGAUUUAUUAUCAAACUCAAGAGUGUUCCUAGAGUGUUAAUAAACAGUGUCGGUUUAAAAGACAUUGGUGACCGAAAUUAGUUGGAAGGGACAGUGAAACGCAGACGUUCCUGGUAACAUCGACAUUUUGAUGACGAAAGGGACCUGAGGGGCACACGAGGUUAAUUAGUCAAUGGAAGGCUAACAUGUACAAUAAUAUCGAUCCGUGGGAGCCGGGCUACGGCCCGGACAAUCGUCGACACGGUGAUUACGAGUAUCGAGGAGAUUAUCGUACAAGCAGGUCUCCUGAUUAUUCAGACCAUCGUGAACUGGAUCAUCGUGAACGUGAGCACAGGAGCCCAGACUACAGGAAUCAUCGUCGUGAACGAGACAGGGAGCGCGACAGGAGUCGAGAUCGACGUGAUCGUAGCAGAGAGGAGCGUUAUCGGGACAGGGAUGAUCGUUACAGCAGAGCGAGGGAUCGAGAAUCAUCUGAACGUGAUCGUGAUCGUGAAAGAGAUCGAGACAGGGAUCGGGAGAGAGAUAGAGACAGAGAGAGAGAUCGAGAUCGUUCACGGCGUGAUAGAGAUCGUGAGAGGGAUAGGGAUAGACGUAGUAAAAGGGAUGAUCGUGAUCGUGAUCGGGAUGAUGAUCACAGUCGUGAGAGCAUUGACUAUGAUCACGAUCAUGGACGUGGUUAUGGAUCGUCCAUGGAGGGAGUUCACUACAAGUCACAAACACCAAACAACACCAUCAUGAUCCGGGGCCUUGCUCAACACAUUACUGAAAAUGAUGUACGUCAAGACAUCUUAAACUGUGGACUCAUGCCCAAGGACAUAAGGCUGAUACGAAAGAAAGAUACAGGUGCUUCGCGAGGUUUUGCAUUCGUCGAGUUUAACGCGACACAGGAGGCCGCACGUUGGAUGGAGAUGAAACAGGGGAUCCUUAUGCUACAGGAGCAGUAUCGUGCCCUGAUGCAGUACAGCAUCCCAAAAGAUUGUCACAUGGAUAAGCCACCAUCAAAGAAUAGCCAAGAUUGGCAUUGUGUUAAGUGUGGAGCACACAAUUUCAAAAGACGAGAGACGUGCUUCAAGUGUUCAGCAUCCCGUGCAGAGAGUGAAGAAGGUGGUGAAGGUAGUGACGAGAUAAGUCCACAUCCCACAAACACAGUUUUACUCCGUGGUCUUGACGUUCUCACAACUGAAGACUCAGUCCUCCAGGCAAUGAAUAAUUCAUCAGCAAUGCCAAUUCGUAGUAUUAGAAUUGGUCGUGACACAUUGACAAACACAUCGCGAGGUGUUUGUUACCUAGAAAUGGCCAAUGUCGUUGAUGCAAUGUAUCUUCAUACCGAGUUGACCAAGCAGGGACUCACCGUAGACGGUCGAAAAGUCGAAAUUGCUUACUGCAAACUUCAUCAGGUCAACAGCGCGGGACUUUGGAAGUCGAACGAGAAUCAGCCACAGCAGUAUACGUUAGAGGAUGUUGCUCAACUUGCUGAAUAUAGUGCCAAUUUGUAUGCCAAAACACCAGCACAAAAGGCGCAUUACAUGCAAUACUAUACGCAGUACUAUCAGAAUCAAAUAAUUCAGGGGACUGCCAUCACUUUACCAUCAUUGAAUCAAACUGAUAGGGUUAAUGCUGCUGCUGCUGUAGCACAAUCAGCGAUACAGCAGCUCCAGGCAUCAAGAAAAUUAGGAGAUGCUGAGGAGAUGAAAGCUAGGCCAACUCCAACUGCUCCUGCUAGCACUUCAUUGGCCAGUGGACGUGUACCUGCUCAUGCUAAUGAUGGGAAAGUUUACUCUGUACCCGAUGUCAGUACUUACCACUACGACGAGUCAUCUGGAUACUACUAUGAUCCUUCAACCGGCCUGUACUACGACCCGAACUCUCAGUACUACUAUAACAGUCACACCCAGCAGUUCCUCUACUGGGAUGCAGAGUCCCUCUCUUAUCAACCCGCAAAGUCAAAUAUUCCAGCUCCUGGCACCAUGAAUCACGUCUCCACUUGUUCCACGACUACAGAUGUCUCAAACACGAUGGUUAACAAUAUUGUAAACAUAAAUACUCAGGAGUCAAAAGACGAUGACAAAAAGAAAGAGACAAAGCAGGACAAAGUUAAAGUAGCUAAAAAAAUCGCUAAGGACAUGGAGCGUUGGGCAAAGACACUGAACCAGAAGAAGGAGAAUGCCAAGAGCAAUUGGUCUGCUGAGUACUCAGUGGGUGAGUCCUACCAAGGAGGGAGUGGUGCAGCUGAUGCUGGUUAUGCUAUUCUUGAGAAAAAAUCAAUUGUUAAUUCUUAUCAUGAAGAGGAGGAUACUGCUGGUAAUGGCUUAGUAGCCGCAUAUGGGGGAGGUAGUGAUACGGAAGAGGAGAUUGAAGAUGUUGGACAAGAGGAAAGACAGCACACUGAUUGGGCUAAACUUGCUUGUCUUCUUUGUAAACGUCAAUUUCCUAGUAAAGAAGGACUUGUUCGUCAUCAACAGCUGUCGGAUCUUCACAAGCAGAAUCUCGAAAGUUGGUACCAAGUCAGGGGAUUGGAUCCCAAUGAUCCUCAACAGAGAAAUAAUAAAUAUCGAGAUAGGGCUAAGGAGAGAAGAGCCAAGUAUGGGGAGCCAGAGCCAGCUCAACCGAAUAAACUCAAAGAGAAAUAUCUUAAGACUAGAGUUGAUGAGGCACCAGUUAAUUAUGAAGAGCCCACUAAAGUUGGAAUUGGCUCUGAUAAUGUUGGAAAUAAAUUAUUGCAAAAGAUGGGUUGGAGCGAGGGGAUGGGAUUAGGAAAAACGAAUCAGGGGAGGACCAGCAUCAUCGAAGCUGAGAGAAGAGUUCCCACAGCUGGACUUGGGGCUAAGUCGUCAUCUUACAGUGCUAUGCCUGGUGAUACUUACAAAGACUGUGUCAAGAAGAUGACGUAUGCGAGAUAUCAGGAAUUAUCUGAUUCGUAAUUACAUAUGUGGGUAUGAAAAAUAUGGAGGAUUGGAGAAUAUGCUGUGUGAAUUAGUGAAACGUAAUAGAAUGAACUGUUGCGAAUUUAUUAAUUGUAAAAUUAUCUCCAAGAUUAUCCUAAUGAUCGAUGGGUUAUCAUAAUUUUAUUUUUUCCUUUGUGAAUCGCAUUUUCAUGCAAUUAUUCGUACCCGGGGGUCGAAGCCGCGAGGAGAGCGAAAGAAAUUAUUAUUAAGUAUUUUGUAUAACAGAAAUAGUAAAGACAAAAAGGUCUCGUGUGUGUAUGAGAUACAUCAAUUAUGACACUGAGGAAAUCUAUAAAGAAUUUUGAAUAAAUUCAGUUCUAUGAUGUAAAAUAAAACGAUAAUUUUGUUAGGAUAUCCAUCUAUUAUCAUGUACAUAGACGCAAGCAUCACCGCUUUCAAUAUUAGAAGUGCAAAAUUAUGAUUCAUAUUUAAUGCGGCUCGAGAGGGACUAUAUCUACUGAAAUAAGCGACAAUGUAGAUGAUUUCGUACGCAUCCUCAUGUUUUUAAGACUGAAUUGAAAAAUGUGGUCCUUUGAUACAUGCUAUGACAUGAGAUGGAAGAAUGGAUUUUUUUCAGCUGGAAAGUGGAGGUACAUCGUAAGAUAAACUUGUCGAAUCGUUCAAUAGCCGAUUCUUAUCAACUUGUCUCCUAACGGGGAGGGUUAACUAUUAAUUCAGCUUGUGUAGUUGCAUUAUCACUUUUGUCCGUUUUAAUUACAGUGAAUGUCUCUUAUCCAUUUUAGCUGCGACUCUAAUAGAAUAAAGUACAUUUUUAGGAAAGAGCAGGUUGUUUACUUCAUUUAUAAAAGCGUCGGGAUGUCGUAGAAAUGUCAACUUGUCUCCAUGUGCAUUGACUUACUCGAGUCGCAUGAAAACAAUUUCUAUUGAGAUUUCGAUUUUUCUUAUUUUUUUUUUUGUAAUAAAUUUCAUCAUGAGGAAUUCUUUUUUUUGAUUAUGAAUGUAAUUUUAUUUUUUUAUGUGAACAUUUUGUGUAUGAAACAAGCAAACAGAGCACGCAUAAUAAAGACACUUGCGGAUUGCUUGAAAA